AUGACGGGAAUAAACAACCGAGUCCAACGCUGUACCCGAGACGACCACACCAAGGACGGAGAACCAACCCAGAUGGAAACGAUUCACAGCCUGAAUGACAUCGAAAAGCUUGCCACGGCGCAGCUAGACAAAAGAACAUGGCACUUCAACUACGCAGCCGCUGGCGACCUGAUCUCCAAACGGCUGGACCAAGAGGUCUACCGUUCAAUCCUCCUCCGGCCCCGUAUCCUCGCCAACGUCAAAGGAUGCGACCUAGCCACUACAGUCAUCGGUAAUACAGUCGGACUACCCUUCUUCGUCGCUCCCAUGGCAAUGGCUCGCCUCGCGCACCCGGCUGGCGAAGCGGGAAUUUCUGCCGCAUGUGCUAGCUUCGGCGCUAUGCAUAUCAUUUCGAAUAAUGCAUCCAUGGCCCCGGAGGAGAUUACCGCUGGAGCAGCGCCUGGGCAGAUCUUCGGAUUCCAGCUGUACGUCCAGAACGAGCGCAGCGAGAGCGAGGCGGUUCUGGCCAGGAUCAAUAAGAUCCCCGCGAUCAAGUGCAUUGUUCUCACUGUCGACGAGAGCGUUCCGGGUAAGCACGAGCUUGGGGAGCGAGGAUUCGAGCCGUACGAUGAAGUGCACGCAGGACAUCCAAGCCCCGUACAGGAAGUAUGCACACCAAGCACAGCGGUUGGCGUGGCCCUCCCAUCAGCCUCUGGACCAGCAUCAGAUCUCGAGUGGAGCGAUACGCUACAAUGGCUCGCGCGACACACCUCACUGCCUGUCAUCAUCAAGGGCGUUCAAACGCAUGAAGAUGCCCGGAUCGCUUCGACCUACGCUCCCCUCGUAAAGGGGAUAAUCCUGUCGAACCACGGAGGGCGUGUUCUUGACACCGCGCCGCCGGCCAUUCACACCCUGCUGGAGAUCCGCAGAUAUUGCCCCGAGGUUCAGCAGAAACUCGAUAUUAUGGUCGACGGAGGGAUUCGACGAGGAACGGAUGUUGUCAAAGCCCUGUGCCUGGGCGCGAGGGCAGUGGGAAUUGGGAGACCGGUGCUCUGGGGACUUGGUGCUGGUGGUGUUGCCGGGGUUGAGAGGGUGCUCCAGAUUUUGACUGAGGAAACCAGGAGCUGCAUGCAAUUGUUGGGCGUGCGGAGAGUGGCAGACCUGGGGAUGCACCAUAUCAAUACGAGUAUGGUAGAAACGCAAAUUUAUAACAGUCGCGAGAAUUGA
Molecule: messenger RNA, 1206 nt
Organism: Aspergillus puulaauensis
Lineage: Eukaryota; Fungi; Ascomycota; Eurotiomycetes; Eurotiales; Aspergillaceae
Exons: 3
Coding region: 1-1206 (401 amino acids)
Molecular function (GO): oxidoreductase activity; FMN binding
Source: RefSeq, a predicted model, not a curated record